Prorocentrum cordatum is the source of this 396-nucleotide messenger RNA. Lineage: Eukaryota; Dinophyceae; Prorocentrales; Prorocentraceae. The record is from the annotation of a GenBank genome assembly.
AUGACGCAGCUCCUGCUGGCCGCUCUGGCCGCCGUGGCGAUUGGGUACCCCGUGUACUCCCCAGGCAGCGCGGGGGACACCUGCGACAAGAUCAGCUGCAAGCCCGUCGACUGCAAGCCGCCGUUCGAGUACAAGAGCCCGGAGGAGAUGGGCACGUGCUGCCCCCUUUGCUGGGCCGAGACCGUGAAGACGCCAGGCGACCGCUCGUUCGUGACGGGCCUGUCCGGCGGCGUCGGCCCCAACAACGCAGCGGACCCCGUGCUGUGCCGCGACGUGAUGUGCCCGCCGUUGCAUUGCGACGUGCCCGAGCAGUUCUUCGACGGCCGCUGCUGCACCAAGUGCCAGUCCGCCGCAGCGCCCUCCGCCGCGGACUUCGCCGCGAGCUACAAGGUCUGA